Molecule: messenger RNA, 1923 nt
Organism: Onychomys torridus (southern grasshopper mouse)
Lineage: Eukaryota; Metazoa; Chordata; Mammalia; Rodentia; Cricetidae
Gene: Slc34a1
Product: solute carrier family 34 member 1
Exons: 12
Coding region: 1-1923 (640 amino acids)
Biological process (GO): intracellular phosphate ion homeostasis; sodium-dependent phosphate transport
Cellular component (GO): vesicle; brush border; apical plasma membrane
Molecular function (GO): sodium:phosphate symporter activity
Source: RefSeq, a predicted model, not a curated record
AUGAUGUCCUAUGGAGACAGAGUGGGGGGACCAGCUGUCUCCCCACUUCCAGUCCGUGGGAGACACAUGGUGCACGGGGCAGCCUUUGCUUACGUUCCCAGUCCACAAGUCCUGCACAGGAUUCCAGGGACAUCCACCUAUGCGUUCUCCAGUCUGAGCCCGGUGACCCUCACAGAGCACAGCUGUCCCUAUGGAGAAGUCCUGGAAUGUCAUGACCCACUACCUGCCAAGCUGGCCCAGGAAGAGGAACAAAAGCCAGAUGGGACAGAGCCCAGGCUGCCCCAGAAGCUGCGCCAGGUUGGCACAAAGCUCCUCAAGGUACCGCUGAUGUUGAGCUUCCUGUACCUCUUUGUCUGCUCCCUGGACGUGCUCAGCUCCGCCUUCCAGCUAGCCGGAGGGAAGGUGGCUGGUGAUAUCUUCAAGGACAAUGCCAUCCUGUCCAACCCAGUGGCAGGGCUGGUAGUGGGGAUUCUGGUGACAGUACUGGUUCAGAGCUCCAGCACCUCAACAUCCAUCAUUGUCAGCAUGGUCUCCUCUGGCUUGUUGGAGGUGAGCUCUGCCAUUCCGAUCAUCAUGGGCUCCAACAUUGGAACCUCAGUCACCAACACCAUCGUGGCCCUAAUGCAGGCAGGGGACAGGACUGACUUCCGGCGGGCUUUUGCAGGUGCCACAGUGCAUGACUGCUUUAACUGGCUGUCUGUUCUGGUCCUGCUGCCCCUGGAGGUUGCCACGGGCUACCUGCAUCACGUCACCAGGCUCGUGGUUGCCUCCUUCAACAUCCAUGGUGGCCAAGAUGCUCCUGACCUUCUCAAGGUCAUCACAGAACCCUUCACAAAGCUCAUCAUCCAGCUGGACAAGUCUGUCAUCACCAGCAUUGCUGUGGGGGAUGAGUCCCUGAGGAAUCAUAGCCUCAUCCGGAUUUGGUGCCACCCAGACCCACCAAAGGCUCCCGCUUCUAUGUCCAGGACAGAGGCCAACAUCAGCCUUGCAAAUACCACCAUGGAGAAAUGCAACCAUAUCUUUGUGGACACGGGGCUGCCUGACUUGGCCGUGGGGCUCAUUCUGCUGGCUGGCUCCCUGGUGGUCCUGUGCAGUUGUCUUAUUCUCCUUGUCAAGAUGCUCAACUCUCUGCUCAAGGGCCAAGUGGCCAAUGUCAUCCAGAAGGUCAUCAAUACGGACUUUCCAACCCCCUUCACCUGGGUCACAGGCUACUUUGCCAUGGUCGUUGGUGCCAGCAUGACCUUCGUGGUCCAGAGCAGUUCUGUGUUCACCUCAGCCAUCACCCCACUCAUUGGCCUGGGUGUGAUCAGCAUUGAGCGUGCCUACCCUCUCACACUGGGCUCCAACAUUGGCACCACCACAACAGCCAUCCUGGCAGCACUGGCCAGCCCCAAGGAGAAGCUAUCAAGCUCCUUUCAGAUUGCCCUCUGCCACUUCUUCUUCAACAUCUCGGGCAUCUUGCUGUGGUACCCACUGCCCUGCACACGCCUGCCCAUCCGCAUGGCCAAGGCACUGGGCAAACGCACCGCCAAGUACCGCUGGUUCGCCGUCCUUUACCUCCUCGUGUGCUUCCUGCUUUUGCCUUCCCUGGUGUUUGGCAUUUCCAUGGCAGGCUGGCAGGCUAUGGUCGGUGUGGGCACACCCUUUGGGGCCCUGCUGGCCUUUGUGGUGCUUGUGAAUGUCCUGCAGAGCCGAAGUCCUGGGCACCUACCCAAGUGGCUGCAGACAUGGGACUUCCUGCCCCGAUGGAUGCACUCUUUGCAGCCCCUGGAUGGCCUUAUCACACGAGCCACCUUGUGCUAUGCCAGGCCUGAGCCCCGUUCACCCCAACUUCCCCCUAGAGUCUUCCUGGAGGAGCUUCCCCCUGCCACGCCCUCUCCUCGCCUUGCUCUGCCUGCUCACCACAAUGCCACCCGUCUUUAG